Molecule: messenger RNA, 1329 nt
Organism: Gigantopelta aegis
Lineage: Eukaryota; Metazoa; Mollusca; Gastropoda; Neomphalida; Peltospiridae
Product: melatonin-related receptor-like
Exons: 2
Coding region: 1-1329 (442 amino acids)
Biological process (GO): G protein-coupled receptor signaling pathway
Cellular component (GO): membrane
Molecular function (GO): G protein-coupled receptor activity
Source: RefSeq, a predicted model, not a curated record
AUGACAUAUCUGGCUGCAAGAAUCGCAGAAGCCUUAACUCUGACGCUCGUCUGUCUCCUGGCAUUUUUUGGAAACCUGUCUCUGUGGUUCGUUAUCUUUAACACUCGCAGUCUCAGAGAGACGUCCUAUUACAUAGUCCUCGUGCUGUCCGUGGCAGACAUCUUUGUUUCGGCUGUGAGCAUGCCCAUAACGAUCUACACGAUCAUCGAAGGUGAUUGGAGGUUCUCUGAGGUCACGUGCAUAAUUAUCGGUUUCAUCAACAUGUCUACGUUCAUCGCCAGCGUGAUGUCGCUGGGAACCAUUUCGCUGAACCGCUACGUGAAGAUCUGCCAUUCCCACUACUAUCAGCGAAUAUAUUCGGUCCGGAACGUCGUCUAUAUGACAGCUGGAGUGUGGUGUAUUUCCUUCCUCCUUGCAAUGCCUCCGCUGAUUGGCUGGGGCAGAUACAGGUUCUUGCCCAACCAAUCAUUUUGCUUCUGUGAUUGGAAGAUGUCGGUCUCGUACACCAUUUUCAUGAUCACCGUCUGCUUUGGAGGACCGUGCUUCACGAUGACCUUUUGUUACUACAAGAUUCUGAAGACCUUCCGAAACAGCAGCAGUCGUCUGUUUGGCGGUAGCCGAGCUAUAUUUGCCAAACCGCGGUGUUUCGGUAAGAAAGUCAGUCCCGAUUCGUCUGUGAAGAGCAUCGCUUACGCAGAAACAUCACAGGUAAAAGCUACAGAACAGAUGUCGUCCUCCUUUCUGCAAGAACCACAAGCCUUUUUGACACAUUCAAGUCAGUCAUCGACAACGGUUAACGUGACAGCACAGACAAAAACCGAGCCCCUUACCCCGAUUCAAGGAACACAGCUAAGUCAGAUAACUGUGUCAUCUGGCUCUCAUGAAGAGAAUUCGAAGCAGCAGAGACGGGUCAGUUCGGCGGCGCCACCUGUACAAAUGGCACAGCGCAGACGGAUGACGGUUACCAUGAACACACAGUCAGACGACAACUCACACAUACAGUUUGAAAGGCGACAGGCUCGCAGGCGAAACGAGGAGUUUGUCCUCUCGGCUGCGCUGCUACUCGUGAUCUUUGUUUUCAUUAUCUGCUGGUUGCCGUUUUGUAUCGCUAUGUUCAUCACAGUGUUCUCUCCCAACGAAGUUGCCAGGGAAGCGGACAUGUUCGCGCUGUUGCUUGGUUACAUAAACAGCUGCUGUAACCCCGUGAUAUACGGCUUCUUGAACAAGCGAUUCAAUGCGGGUUACAAAAUGUUCUUCAGGAAGAUGUGUUCUUGUUGUAAAAGAUGCACAGCUUCCGUGGAUGUUGAUCCCAUUUCUACUGCUUGUUGA